AUGGCCGCUCAUGGCUCUGUAAGUAGCCGUCUUUCUCAGAGUCUUACGGAGGAAGAUAUCCCCGGAGCAUCGCUUCAGGGAAGAAAUCCGACUGCUCAUAAAACAGAUGAACUUCGCUUUUGGUUAAAAUGUCGUGGCGAUCCAGCAAAGGGGUUAAAAACAAAGGCACAAUUGUCGAAAAGGUAAGUACAGUAUUUGUCAGUCGUUCGUGAUACUUUUUAGAAUUAAAAGAGACUUUGAUAUUGUAAAUGGAGAUCAAAAGAUUUAGGAGUUAUUUUUCUCGAUGAAAUGUUUCAAAAAUGUAAUGAUUAAUAGUUUUUCUACUUUUCAUUUUGAAGAGUUCUUGAAUAUGUUGCGUCUGGUCGUGAUAAAGAUGUUGUGGAUCCCGAUAAAAAUCUGAUAUACACGCGUCGAAAGGCGAGACAAGAACAACUCGCUCAAAGUGAUGCGAUGCCUGAGGAAAGUACUGUUAAAUUUCCAUCAGCCGGAUGGUCUACAAGUUUGCAACGAAUGCCAUUAUUCACAAGGACAGAGAUGGAUUUACAUAUUUCUAAAUCUGGAAAAAACUUUGACAGAAAUAAACAGAACCAUGCUGUUCCAACAAGCAUGAAAAAGGCAAAAACAUUUCUUGAUGAUGAAUACCUGAAAGACUUUACUUGCGCAAGUGAUGACCAAUAUUUCUAUUUCAAAUGCUUGUGUUACCAUAGCUUUAAAAAAAUGAUCCACCCCACAAAUUACAAGUUGCACUUUGUUUAGUGAGUGGAGUUGUUAAAUAUGCUUCGUGUACAUGUGUAGCAGGAUCUGUUGGUUUUUGCAAUCAUGUGCUUGCUGUUAUUAUGAAACUCUGUAAGUUCAGCUUGUAUUGUUGUCAAGAUAUUAAGGACUUGGAAAAUGAAUCUGAUAUGACACAAGCUAAGGCAUGCACUACAAGUUUACAACUAUGGCACAGGCCUGUAAGAGGAGAUAAAAUCAAGCCCCAACCUGUCAUGGAACUUGAGGUAAAAAAGUCAAAUAUAGACACAGAGUAUAACCCUGAUAGUGGAGUAAGGUGCUUGUUGUAUGAAGCUAGGAAAAAUUUGGGUACACAAGCAUCUGAUGAAGCUUUGUUAAAAAACAAGCUUCAAGAGAUCAACCCCAAGUUUGCCUUGUCUCAAAUUAUGUCUACUGGUGGUACCAACUUACAGGAAACAAAAUUUGGAAAAUGUCCAAGUGGCUCAUAUGCAAGUUACCAGUUACAGUUCACAGAGUCUAAUUUUCAAGUUUUCUGUAAUAUUGACUCAGUGCCUAGAGUGGACUGUAAUGAUGAACAAAAUGCUAUUUCUGUAUAUCCUCCAUUCCCUUUGCAACAAUCUGAGCAGUAUGAAAAGCCAGAUGAUUUAAGCAGCAACCAGGAAGCACUCCUGGAUCAUUUGAUUGUUGAUGAGGCAAAGCUUAAUACCAUAGAGAAGAAAACAAGUGAACAAGCUGCCUCACAGGAAUGGCAGGCUGAAAGGAAAUUUCAGUAUACAGCAUCUAAUUUCCACACAAUUGUAAAAGGGCAAAGGAAUCAUAACACUCUAGUAAAUAAUCUGCUUCAUCCCAAACCAUUCACUGCCAAACAAACUGCACAUGGGAAAACCUAUGAGCCUGUAGCCUUUAGAUAA
Pocillopora meandrina is the source of this 1643-nucleotide messenger RNA. The record is from the annotation of a GenBank genome assembly. Lineage: Eukaryota; Metazoa; Cnidaria; Anthozoa; Scleractinia; Pocilloporidae.